AUGGGCCGUUCGCUCGACAUCGACGACCCCCUCACCGCAGCUAUCGCGCCUCCACCAAAUGAAUCCCCCGAAGAACGUGAAACGCGAUUGCAUCACGAGCGAGAGGCGAAGAGGGUAAGCGAUGAGAUCGACGAAGCUUUGCACAAAGAACGCGCAGCAAUGCGCAGAAAGAAGAAGCCGGUCAAGGUUCUACUACUUGGCCAAUCGGAGAGUGGCAAGUCCACAACUCUAAAGAACUUCCAACUCACGUACGCGCGCAAUGCCUGGCAAGAGGAGCGGGAUGGCUGGCGCUCAGUCAUCCAACUCAAUUUGCUGCGAUCCGUCAAUACGAUCCUUGACCUCCUUCAACGAGACAUGAGCUCGUCUGGCUAUCUCGCUUCCCCUGUCUCUUCAGAUUCCGAAGAGGAAGACGAGUCGCGUGAUGCAACUCGGUUGCAGUUCACAGAGACGCACAAGCUGCUCAAACUUCGCCUCGCCCCACUCCGACGAGUCCAAAAAGACCUCGAGCGACGAAUCGGUGCAGGAUCGCAAGAACCCACUGACACGGGCGCAUCAACUGUUGCAGCACCUCAAGAGUUCUAUGUAAGGUCUACAACUGGGUGGAAGACUGCACUAGACAAACUCCGUCCUCGAAACUCGACUGGAAGUCGCGAAGAGGCACAUGGCCGCGAACUCCGCGAGCGGGAGUCGGAAGAGACUACGGCCAUUAUCGCUGGUUGUCGUGACGAUAUGGCUGCACUCUGGCAAGACCCGACCAUUCGGCAGAUGCUAACGCGACGGAAGCUGCGGCUUGAAGAUUCCGCCGGAUUUUUCCUCGACGAUGUAGAACGUGUUGCGUCUCUCGACUAUUCCCCGUCAGACGAUGACAUUGUCCGCGCUCGUCUACGUACUAUGGGUGUGCAAGAGUAUCGAUUUUUCUUCGAAAAGGGUAGCGAAGCAGGUCAAGAGUGGUGGAUGUACGAUGUUGGCGGGACCAGAUCACUCCGACCAGCUUGGGCUAGCUACUUCGACGACGUUAACGCGAUCAUCUUUCUUGCGCCCAUCAACUGCUUCGACGAGAAGCUUGCAGAAGACAAGCGUGUCAACCGUCUCGAAGACAGCUUCCUCCUCUGGAAAGCAGUCUGCUCGAGCAAGCUGCUUUCGAAGACACAACUCGUCUUGUUCCUGAACAAAUGUGACCUGCUCGAUAAGAAGUUGCGCUCCGGUGUGAUGGUCAAGGACUUUGUUCCGAGCUUCGGGGAUAGGAGUAAUACGCUCGGCACAGUUGCCAAGUAUAUGCGUACCAAGUUCCGCGAUAUGUCAAAGCAGUAUUCGCCAGAACCACGUCCUAUCUACGCACAUCUGACUUCUGUCGUUGACACGAAGGCAACUGCCUUGACACUCGGCGCUGUUCGUGAGGGUAUCCUAAGGAACCAUUUACGAGGUGCCGACUUCCUCUAGAUACUCAAUAAGCUCGCUAUUAACUGGAAACGUUCCGCUUUCGCUUGUUCCGCUCUAAUGCUUCGCACCCUCCUUUCGACAUAUUUAUUUGCAUGGUGACGGUAAUGAACGCAUGUACAUACGCCAAACACGUUUAUACGGCUAGAAGGCACCCUACUUUAAGCACCGAUAACGUUGCACGUGAACAACUCCCUUACAUUACGAGAAGAGAAGUUCACAGUACCAUCUUCCAAUUUUUUCUGUAAAAUAUUCUUCUCUCUGACCAGUUUUCUUUGAAUAUUCGUCGCUUCUUGUUCUUCGUGGAGGCUAACACUUUUCACACGUUCAUCUUUACUGAUUUUCCCUUUUAUUUGUGGUUUAUUCCUGGAUCUCUUAUUUUUUGACUCCGAUCAUCAGAUCUAUGUUCACCUCAGUUGACCCUUUUUACCUUGCAUAUCAUGCAGUGUAAUUUUCUGUUUGAUUGUAAUGCUAUGCAGAUUUCCC
This is a messenger RNA of Fomitiporia mediterranea MF3/22, 1923 nucleotides long. Its product is annotated as G-alpha-domain-containing protein. The record is from RefSeq and is a predicted model, not a curated record. NCBI's taxonomy places the organism in Eukaryota, Fungi, Basidiomycota, Agaricomycetes, Hymenochaetales, Hymenochaetaceae. Gene Ontology annotation, molecular function: guanyl nucleotide binding; G protein-coupled receptor binding; GTPase activity. The coding region runs from base 1 to 1440 and encodes 479 amino acids. The transcript has 9 exons. Gene Ontology annotation, biological process: adenylate cyclase-modulating G protein-coupled receptor signaling pathway. Gene Ontology annotation, cellular component: heterotrimeric G-protein complex.